Cydia fagiglandana is the source of this 2662-nucleotide messenger RNA. It is a transcript of the gene Chd64, whose product is annotated as myophilin-like. Gene Ontology annotation, molecular function: actin filament binding. The record is from RefSeq and is a predicted model, not a curated record. The transcript has 4 exons. Gene Ontology annotation, cellular component: actin cytoskeleton. Gene Ontology annotation, biological process: actin filament organization. Bases 112 to 678 code for a protein of 188 amino acids. NCBI's taxonomy places the organism in Eukaryota, Metazoa, Arthropoda, Insecta, Lepidoptera, Tortricidae.
GCGGCAUGAUGUCAUUCAUCCUCACGCACUCACACACGUAACCCGUGUCGCGACCGUGUUUACCAAGUGACCGAGUGUCUGUGAUUUAUUUAUUCUAAUUAGUUAGUUAGAAUGGCCAAUAACCGCGCAGCCAAGUCUGGCUUUGCCGCCGAAGCCCAGCGCAAGAUCAACAGCAAAUACAGCGAGGACCUCGCGCAGGAAUGCCUGGAAUGGAUCCGACAGAUCACCGGCGAGCCGGAGAACGUGUCCGGGGACAUGGACAACUUCUACGAAAUACUCAAGGACGGGACCCUGCUUUGCAAGCUAGUCAACACCAUCCAGCCGGGUCAAGUUAAAAAGAUCAACGAGUCAAAGAUGGCGUUCAAAUGCAUGGAGAACAUUAACGCCUUCCUGGAGGCCGCGAGACAGCUCGGAGUACCUGCUCAGGAGACCUUCCAGACGGUCGAUCUGUGGGAGCGACAGAACCUCAACUCCGUUGUGAUUUGCUUGCAGUCACUUGGCAGAAAGGCCCACAACUACGGCAAGCCGUCCAUCGGGCCCAAAGAGUCCGAGAAGAACGUGAGAAACUUCUCAGAGGAGCAACUGAGGGCCGGCCAGGGGGUCAUAUCGCUACAGUACGGCUCGAACAAGGGCGCCACGCAGAGCGGUAUCAACUUCGGCAACACGAGGCAUAUGUAGGCAGUUAAUGUGUUGUUUAUAUGGUAAAACGAAUAACUUAUAGCUACAGAUACAUUGAGUAAAGGCCCCUGUACACAAUGGGCCAGCGCUGGCCAGUCCAAGGGACGCAGCCAUGCGGUAGAAUGAGAUAAAAACGCAUAAAUGCAUAAAAAAAACAGUGCGUCCCACAGACUGGCCCACGCUGGCCCAUUGUGUACAGGGGCCUUAAAAUGCGUAAUAUCUAGGACAAUUUCGUGCUUGGAAUUUGACAGGUACUUGAGCGAGAUGGCGCUGUGGCCAUGGAUUUUGCGGUAACUCUUGAUUGUCAAAAGUUGACGUUUGACAAUUCAGUGGCCUCGAAACAUAAUGGCGCAAUACAGCGCCAUCUGUUUUGGGUGUCAAACUAAUGGGCACGUUAUUUUCUUAGACUUUACCUCUGUUACAAUCAAUUAUCUUUGCUUAUAGGGUUAAUUUUCGUAAAUAGUCAGGAACAUCUAGGCUACCCUUUUUCAUCUUAGUGUUUUUUUGGCUGCAUCCUUUAAGGAGGAGUCUAGGAGUCGGCAAAAUUUUGAGAAGAGCCAACCGCAAUUGAUAUCACCAGUUUUAGGAAUCCAAAAACCGGAAAAUGUUGUUUUCAGUGGUCUAAGGGCUUUAAGCUCUAAGCAAUUGCUUGGGUAACUUAAAGAGACGCAAAAGUACCACGAAAGGGCCUUGGUAUGCCAACCCCUACGCUAGACGACCUAUUCCAAAAUUUUGCACAGUUUUUAAGAGAGCGACUGCUAUAAAUUUUUCUCAGCCUAGUAGGAAAAUUUUAAAUCAGCCUACAACACUGUUUUUACGUAACAAACGUUUUACCAUAUAAACUCUAAGCUAUUUAUAUCUAAACGAUGAUUAGCAUUAAGACUCGGCUGGCGCGUUAUUUUCCAUGGAACUCUAUACGUUACUACAUUGCAAAAUGCAUCAUCAGGUGCCUACGAUACAUUUACAUAAAUGGCACUUGUGUGUGAGUAAUGACAAGAUAAACAGUAGGAAAUUGUGUUCUAAUUUUAAAUGUAUUUACUAAGAACUUCUAGAAAACACGGCACCGCGUUUCCACGCAAUCAAGCGGGGCCUAUGUGAUUUUUUUUUUCUAACUUAUACCUGCUUUACAAACUCGUAUGGACAAUGAUGGAAAAAUGCGAGCAUUCGUAACCUUAAAGCUAAUCAUCCUUUCAUACACCAUACAUACAAUUUAAAAUGUAACAAGACACAAAUUAAUUGCACUAGAGAUUUCAUUAAUAGACUAGUUAGAUUAGUAAACAAAAUGUUGUCAUAGAAGACUUGACAGUGGACCAUUUUCGUCGUUCCUCAAAAAUCUCGAGUUUAGAAUCUCUGUGUGUUUUAAAAGUGUAUUUCGGUUUCAAAUUGACAUAUUUUUUAAGCGUUUUAUCUAUAUUUGUCAUUCCCAAGUCAUUCCAUUUUGUGGAUUAUUUUUAUACCAUAGGCGUAUUUGUUGAGAUCUUUUGUUAAAUCUGACUUUGACUUAGUAUUAUACGAAUUUAAGACAUUUUAAAAUUGGCUUAGCUUUUUACAUAAUAAUUAAAUAAUUUAGCAUUGUGCCAAUGUUAUUACAUAUUCUUCCAUUUUAAAGUUUCCUUGCUUACCAUGCAAUAACUUCAAAAGUAUAAUAAAUCGAACUUUGCAUUUAUUGAAUGUGCCUUCGAGCUCCGAAGGAGCCAAAAACUAUUGAAAAGAUGUCUAUAAAAAUUAUAAAAUUUGACUUAUACGUAUACCAGGGUUUCCUUGUUUAUUUAUUAAUUAUAUCAAGUGAUCAUUCCACAAUUUAGACAUAUUAAUAAGUACCUACAUUAGUACAUACUGUGAUUAAUAUUUUUUUAUGGACAUUCUUCUAUAUAUUUUCGUAUUGCAUACUGGAAGACGUUAGACUAAGUUUCAUCUUAACAAAAGUAGGUACAUAUACUACAUAGCUGUAUGCAGUACGUGGAAUAAAUAAGUACUUAAAGUA